UGAAAAUGGAAUAAUACAUCAGAUCUCGUGUGUCGAAACCUCUCAACAAAAUGGGAGAGUAGAACGGAAGCAUCGUCACAUACUUAAUGUUGGCCGUGCAUUGCAUUUUCAAGCUAAUUUACCCAUUGAGUUUUGGGUAGAAUGUGUAUUAACAGCAGGGUACUUGAUUAAUCGAACUCCGAGCACUUUGUUAGGAGGGAAAACGCCUUAUGAAGCUUUGUAUGGGCAACCUUCCUCAUAUGCAAAUGUUUGAGUUUUUGGUUGUUUGUCCUAUGCUCAUAAUCAUGGACAUGGAGGGGAAAAAUUUGCAAGUAGAAGUAGACGAAGUGUCUUUAUUGGUUAUCCCUAUGGAAAGAAAGGUUGGCGUUUGUAUGAUUUGGAGUCUAGAAAGAUUUUUGUCUCAAGGGAUGUUACAUUUUUAGAACAUGAGUUUCCGUAUAUGCAUAAAAAAGUCAAUGAACGAGGUAAGGAGGAAAAUGUACUCUUCAAUGAUACUGGUGUGGAAGAUGAGAUAAUGGAAUCAUGUGUUAAUGAAUCUUUUGUUUUGACUAGAAAAACAAGUGAUGAGAUUGAACAUGGUGAGUUCCUUGAUGACAUUGGAGCAGAUUCAGGAAAUGGUGAUGGUGUAGAUAAUGAAUUACAAGAGAAUUUAGAAGAAUAAAGGAACAUCGGUGUCAUUGAAGAUGGUCAAGAACAAUUGAUGGUUCAAUUAGGGCGUGGUCAUAGGCAACGACAACCGUCCACAAGAUUGAGAGAUCAUGUUAUUCAUAUUGUACAACUAUUGAGCCUUGCAGAAAGCCCCUUUAAUAGCUCACCUAUCCAAACAUGUUCCUUAGGUAGUCCUUAUCCUAUAAAACGUUAUGUGAAUUGUGAUAAAUUUUCUUUGCAACAUUGUGCAUUUUUGGCAGCUGUUACUGCAGGAAGUGAGCCAAAGUCUUUUGUUGAGGCUAUGAAAGAUAGCAUGUGGAGGGAUGCAAUGAAGAAAGAGAUGCAGACAUUAGAAGAUAAUGAAACAUGGACUCUAGAACCACUACCACCAGGAAAAUGAGUCAUCAGUUGUAGGUGGGUGUACAAGAUCAAAUACAAUGCAAAUGGGACAAUUGAGCGCUACAAGGCACGUUUGGUUAUCCUUGGGAACAAGCAACUUGAGGGGAUUGACUAUAAUGAAACGUUUGCUCCAGUCGUGAAAAUGGUCACGGUGCGUACCUUUCUUGCUGUGGCAGCAGCUCGAAAUUGGGAAAAUUCAUCAGAUGGAUGUUCAUAAUGCAUUCUCACACGGUGACUUAGCGGAAGAAGUUUACAUGUGUCUGCCUCCUGGCUUUGGCACAGGAAAGUCAGGGAUGGUUUGUCGCUUGAAGAAAUCGUUGUAUGGUCUAAAACAGGCGCCAAGGUGUUGGUUUGCAAAGUUGAUGGCAGCAUUGAAAACAUACGCAUUCAAACAAUCUUACUCGGAUUACUCCCUUUUCACCUUUCUCCAAGGUAAUGUGCAGAUCUAUGUACUUGUCUAUGUCGAUGACCUCAUUGUUUCCGGUAAUGAUCACAGAACCAUUCAACUUUUCAAGAGAUAUUUGAGUGAUUGUUUUCAUAUGAAAGACUUAGGGGCGUUGAAGUAUUUUUUGGGCAUAGAAGUGGCUCGAAGUCCUGAAGGGAUUUUCUUGUGUCAACGUAAGUAUGCUUUGGACAUUGUUUAUGAGGCUGGUUUACUUGGAGCGAAGCCUGCCUCAUUCCCGAUGGAGCAAAAUCAUAAUCUAGCUCUAGCUGAAGGACCUUUUCUUCCUGAUCCUGAGUGUUAUAGGCAUCUGGUGGGAAGACUUAUCUAUCUCACAGCAACACGUCCAGAGUUAUCCUACUGUGUGCAUAUUCUCGCACAAUUUAUGCAGCAACCACGAGAGCCUCAUUGGGAGGCCGCAUUGCGUGUGGUUCACUACUUAAAAGGUAAUCCAGGGAAAGGAAUACUGUUGAGGUCAGAUAGUGAUUUACAGAUGUAUGCUUGGUGUGAUUCAGAUUGGGGGAGUUGUCCUUUGACUCGCAAGUCUCUUUCUGGAUGGUUCAUUCAACUUGGAAAUUCACCUAUAUCAUGGAAAACUAAGAAACAACAUACGGUUUCUCGUUCCUCGGCCGAGGCAGAGUAUCGAUCGAUGGCUGUCACCACAUGUGAGUUGAAGUGGUUGAAAGAAUUGUUGGUAGCACUCGGCAUACAAUACCCAAAUCCGAUAAGACUUUGUUGUGACAGUCAAGCAGCCUUACAUAUUGCUGUAAAACCCGUGUUUCACCGGCGGACUAAACAUAUUGAAAUAUACUGUCAUUUUGUUCGGGAUGAGAUUCAAAAAGAAUGUAUUCGCCCAACAUAUGUCACAACAAAAACUCAGGUGGCCGACAUCUUCACAAAGGCACUGGACAGGCGACAAUUUGAAUGCUUACUCAGCAAGUUGGGCAUUAGCAACCUACAUGCUCCAACGAGGGGGGAUGUUGGAAUUAGCAGUAAAUUUGGAAUCAAGUAGCACUGGUAUAUUAAUAUUAAUUGUUGUAAAUAAUAUUUGUUAUCUUGUAAAUUAUUAGGGGAGAUAUGAUUAUAAUUCUGUCAUUUAUAGGCAGAUA
Medicago truncatula (barrel medic) is the source of this 2598-nucleotide messenger RNA. RefSeq lists its product as uncharacterized. Lineage: Eukaryota; Viridiplantae; Streptophyta; Magnoliopsida; Fabales; Fabaceae. Bases 1251 to 2501 code for a protein of 416 amino acids. The transcript has a single exon. The record is from RefSeq and is a predicted model, not a curated record.